This is a messenger RNA of Leptopilina heterotoma, 2338 nucleotides long. RefSeq names its product protein charybde-like. Gene Ontology annotation, biological process: regulation of TOR signaling; negative regulation of signal transduction; apoptotic process. Bases 298 to 777 code for a protein of 159 amino acids. The record is from RefSeq and is a predicted model, not a curated record. The transcript is spliced from 4 exons. Gene Ontology annotation, cellular component: cytoplasm. NCBI's taxonomy places the organism in Eukaryota, Metazoa, Arthropoda, Insecta, Hymenoptera, Figitidae.
UCAUCGGUGCCGGGUGGCUUAGUGUCAGUCAGGCUUUGUUGUUAACUGCUUCUGUUCCCAAGAUUCAUUUCUAUUUCUCAAAAUUAAAAAAAAGUAUUUUUCUAGUUCUCGAACAAAAGCCGGUUGUUUAAACAAUAAUUGCCUUUCUACACAAUUUUUGACCUUUUUAACGAACUUUUCUCAAUUGUUAUUUGAUUCGUUAUUCGUUAUUUUUUUUUUCGAAAAAGAAAAAUAAUAAUAGUGAAAAAGUGAUUUUCUUUUUUAUAUUUCUUUGUUGGAAAAUAAUUUUCUACACUCAUGGAGGUUCUACCUUGUCCUGUCAAUGUGAACUUCAGCAACAAUAGAGCUGAAACUGUAACAGAUGAACUGGACGGUGCCUCUCAAGCUUUGGCAAAACGACUGGAAGUCGAAUUGAGAGCAGCGAAACAUGCUCAACUAGCUUGCGGUGAAGUUCUAUUACCAGCGGAUCUCCUUCCUAGAAUAGCUAAAGAUGUUUUAAUCAUGGCCGAAAAUGAACCCUGCGGUCUCAGAGGAUGCACACUCUUUAUCAAUUUCGAAACUGACAACAUGUGCCGAAGGCUCUCGAGGAUUCAGUGCGAUCCACAUUCUGUUUCGACUUUUGAAAUUUUUCUCACUCUCAAGCAAGAUCAUACAUCGUGGCAUAUUCUCAUUCCACAGUUUUUAAAAAAUCUAACUCGUGGAGGCACUAUAAUGAUCAGCAGGGAUUUUAUCUUGGAGAAGAAAAAACUCUACAGAUCUCAUCAACAAGACCAAUGAAGUUAAAAACUUUCUCUCUCGCCGCGUAUAUUCUUGAUUUAUAAUUUUUGUCUUUUAUCUCUCUCCCUCUCUCUCUUUAAAGAUGAAAAAAAAAUUCAUUGUCACUUUUUGUUUUAUAAAGGUGUUACAUUUGUAAACGAAAAACAAGGUCGAGAAAAAUAUCGUAUUAACUAGGCGAGAAUUAAAAGAAAAAAAAGGAGAGACUGCAAUUUUUACAAGUCUUUUCUAAAAGUGUGAAUUUCUUGCGUUAGAAUCUUGUGUUUUUUUUCGAUAUAAUGAUUUUUCUUUUAACAAGAAUGAAAUUACAAGAUGUUAAUAUCACUUGUGUUAAGGAUUAAUAGUAAAAAAAAGGGAGAAAGAGAAUAAUGAAGUAAAUUCUAUUGUGAUAGCAAGAAAGAAAAAAAAAAAAGAAAACAAAUUCUAGUAAUGGUUAGAAAGCUCUUCUGAGAAGAGAUUUUUGUCUUCGUUCGUGAAGAUACAUCAUCAAGACUUUAACAAAUUUCACGUGAUAUGUAGUGGUAAUUAGAUACGUAGAUAGAUAGAUAUAUAGGUAGGUUUUUUUUUUUUUUUUGUCAUUUUUACAUAUUGCCCACACACUGACACGAGCGCUAUUGUAUAAGACAAUCGUAUCAAAUAAUUCAUUUUAAUUAAUGCAAUUUUUGCCUUUAUAAAAAUAUUAACCAUAUCGACUCGAGUUCAUUUCACAACAUUUUUUUCUUGAGUAGCAAAAGAAAUUAUAAAUUUAUAAAUUUAUGAAUUUUCGGAAAAUCUUUCAAUGAAAAUAAUUCAAAGACAAAAAAACAAAUAUUAUUGUAAUUUAGAAAAAAGUAUUUUUUUAUUCGUGCGGUUAAGGUUUUUUGAAUUGUCCGACAUACACCGGUCCACUGAUUGUAUUGUGAUAUAAUUUUUAAGUUUACAAAAAAAAAAAAGCUGUCCAAUUGAUGUGCAACUAAUGUUCGUUUUGUCAAUGAAAGAAAAAUCAACUUUUCUCCAAAGGAAAAGUUGCACUUGCGAAAGAAUUUUUAUUCUAAAUUUUUAAAAUCUCUUUGAUUCAAAAAAAAAAAAAAAAAGAAGAGGCAAAAAUUUAGAAUAAAUUUUUCGAAAAAGAAGCUUGCACUCAAAAUUGCCAGUUGGCUAUGAUAAAAAAAGAAAAUUGUGGACGAGAAAGAUUUUGCAUUAUUUCCUUGUGCAAAAUCAUCCACUUAUUCAUGUGAUCUUUAUAUUGUGUUUAUAUAAAUAUUGAUUUGAAGAUAAUUAUAUAUAGAAAAAGAAAGAAAAACAAUUAACAAGUUAUAGUAGAACAAUAUUAUUAUUAUAUUGAAAAAAGAAACGAUAAAAAAAGCAUAUGUAAUUUAAUUUUUCACGUUUAAACGAGAUGAUAUUAUAUAAAUAUAUAUAUAUUAUAUUAUAUAUAUCUUAAGAUUAAGAAUAUUAGAAUAUUAUAUUGAUCAUGUAAAACAAACUUAUGCUUUCUUAAUCCUCUUUUCUCGCUCUUAUUUAAGACCCCUGGAGUGUUGUUUUUUGAGCCAUGUUCGUUAAAACAACAACAAUAAAUUUAAAA